Molecule: messenger RNA, 1101 nt
Organism: Nezara viridula (southern green stink bug)
Lineage: Eukaryota; Metazoa; Arthropoda; Insecta; Hemiptera; Pentatomidae
Source: the annotation of a GenBank genome assembly
AUGAAUUGGUAUUCACAUUUCUCAAUUGCUAUGUUGAAAUUUAUAGUAUUUUUCUUUACCUGUGUUCUUUCUCAUCCAAGAAAUGGGGGUGAUCUCUCUCUUUGGAUUGAUGAACAUCAGGUUAAAAUGUUUAGUGGGUAUGCCAUGGAAAUUUAUGCUAUAGUGGAUGGUCAUGUUCUACCUUAUAUUUUGGACCCGAAUUUUGAACAGUAUCUUCCAGUAAUUCCUUCUGAGGUUGGAUAUGUAAAUUUUACUUGGAAAAGUGGAAUGAAAAAAUAUAAUUAUAAUUUUGACAGGCUUCAGUCACUUGAUAAGGCAAUUUUAGAUCCGCCUGUGAUAACUAUUAAAACAAAAGGACGUGUACCAAGAAGGCCAAAAGUGUUUAGUUUGCUAUUGCCUUGUUCUGGGAACAGUUCUGGUGUUGCUUCCUUUGAUUUGGGGCUAGUAAUUGAAAGCAGGAAAGGAAAACCUCUUCCAGGUACUCCACUCAGGCUUAGUCUUCGGAAAGAAUGUGCUCAAAGAGCAGGUCCUGAUCCAGAGUGUGACAAAAAAUGUGCUAAUGGUGGGUGGUGCAAUCGUGAUAAAAUGUGUCAGUGCCAGGAAGGCUAUAUGGGACAGUAUUGUAAAACAGCACUAUGUUAUCCCCAGUGUGUUAAUAAUGGCACUUGUACUGCUCCAGGGACCUGUACAUGCCCUCCAGGAUUUCAAGGGCGCCAUUGUGAAGGAGGCAUUUGUUCUGAGAAGUGCGAAAAUGGUGGGAAAUGUAUUCAAAAAGAUACAUGUGAAUGUUCGAAAGGCUAUUAUGGAUUAAGAUGUGAAUUUUCAAAGUGUAUUAUUCCUUGUUUGAAUGGUGGUCGCUGCAAAGGAAUAAAUAAAUGCCGCUGUCCUAAUGGAUUUAGAGGAGAUCAUUGUGAAAUAGGUAGAAGAUCUCCUGCUAAAAGCCCUUGCUCAAGGCCUUGUAAACAUGGAGUAUGUUUUUAUAAUAAUACAUGUCUUUGUGAUCAAGGAUGGUCAGGAAAGUCAUGUCAGCACAAAAUACAGAAGCUGGAUACCCAAGCUUCUUUGCCGGAAGAACAGUCAUCAGAAGAGUUUAGUAACUAA